This is a messenger RNA of Acaulospora colombiana, 124 nucleotides long. NCBI's taxonomy places the organism in Eukaryota, Fungi, Glomeromycota, Glomeromycetes, Diversisporales, Acaulosporaceae. The record is from the annotation of a GenBank genome assembly.
AUGGACAUUCAUUCAUUGGGAGGAAAUAUUAAGAAGGCGACGGUAAAAGGGUUUUAUGAGAGAAAUGUUAAAAAGAAGAAUGGUUAUAUUAGUACUUUAGAUCAAAUUGGUUUAUGGAUUGAUA